GUCCUGCCACCUCAACAUAAGGGAAUGCAGAGUUGGAUCCACUGACCCCUCCCUCCGUCUCGGUUAGCCCAGAGCCGGGCCCUUACCUAGAGCCUCCCCUGCCCCAGCAACCUCCACCAUUUCCUGCUUCUGUCACCCCAAAAGUGCCAUCCCUCUCCUACUGGGUGGCCGAAGGUCAUCUCUUGCUGCCAGACCCAAAGAGGGCAUUUCCUGGGCACCACUGAAAUGCCUGUACUCCACCCAGGAUAUCCCUUCUUCUACCAUGGGGUGCCUCUUUGGAGCAAGAAGGGUGUUGAUUUGCCAAGCAACAGAGGAGGGUCUGGCUAAUUUGGGGCAAGGGUGUCAACCAACACAUAUGAGGGAGCAUGAGAGCUUAUGAGCACACAAAGAGUGUCAUCUUGUCACAGUUGUUGCACACUGUCACACGAGAGCCAGCUCAGAUCCAGCAUGUGAUGUGCAGGUUGCCAAGUCACCCUGGCAGGAACUGAAUAGUGACUGUGGCCCCAGUGCAGCCAGAGUGCCAUCUCCUACAGGAGGGGGGCAGAGCUCCAAGGCAUGGUCAGGGCUGUCCUGCCUCUGGGCAGAACUGAGUCUGGCCCCAUAGCCAAUAGCCCCCCCAUGGGGUCUCUGGAUGCUUCUGCUGACCCCUUUGGCCCACCAGACCUCCUGCCCUUUGAGCAUGACCAGCCUUCCCCAGCUCAAGUGGUGGGCAGUGCAGGGUCAGGCCCUGGGUGGCCUGUCCAGGGGUGCCUCGGCGGCUCUUCCUCAGCCUCCUUUUGUUUUCAUCGUGCUUUUAUGUGAAUUUUUCUGGUGCAAUUCCAUUACAUUCUCUAUGGGGCCCCGUCCUCGAGAUCAUUGCAACCUUACCAAAAUCUCCAGAUACACACUAGAACACCUGCAAAGGGUGGGGGGCAGCCCCUGCAGGCACUGCUGUUGUCCCCCAUUGCAGUCAUCCUUCUGCUCAGGUGGGUGGGGGGAAGCAUUUCCAGUGCAUGUGGAGAUGGCCAAAGGCCCUCAAGCUUCCUUGCAGGCAGAGUGCGCUGGCCCCCAUCCCCUCUCCAAGUGGCUCUCUCAGCUCAUGUGGGGCAGCAUUUGGGUUCCCUGGGGCUGCUCUUCCAUCUCAUAGGUCUGCAAAAGAGAAGGGGCUGCACCCCACCACAAGAGCCUAGAAGUGCAGAGUAGUGGAAAGGCCUGGAUCUAGGCCCCAAGCGACGCAGCAGCUGGUGCCCUUAAAGCACUGGACUUACUCAGAAGCCAGGUUCUGCACAGCUGCAGCUGAAGCAGAAAUGAGAAGGCCAAGGGUAGACACCUGAGCAUGUGCAGAGUACAUCACCCUUGCCAUUGAGGAACCCCCGCCCCAGAGAAGCACCAUGCCGGAGAAGAGCAAGCAUCCCCCCAAGAAAUUCCCCGAGACCCCUCCAGGUUAGGCACAAAGCCAGCCUGAUUUCUCUCUCAGCUCCUGCCCCAGAAAAGCCCUCCACCCCACCCUUCCUGCCCUCCUCCCUGGGUGAAGGUGGAGCGUGUCCCUCUGAGCAGGAGAGCCAGGAGGAACCAGGAGGAAAGAAAUCCCACUUGUCCCCCAGCCUUCCUCUCCUUGUUUCGUGGCCCUGACCCUGCACAGCCAAAGUGAGGUGGGGUGGCUGCCAUUGAAUGAUUCCCUCCUGUGAGCAGGUGGGGCCCAGCUGGGCCCAGGUGGCUAUUAAAUAGCAGAGGCCACUGAAGCCAGAGACUCUGCCGGAGGGAGGGCAGAGCAGAGGACAGCGAAGACGAUGAUGAUGAUGGCCGACCAGGGCUGCUCCCCACACCAGCCUUUCCCCCGCUGGAUUCCCUCUCUCCACCCAGCGGCUAUGUCCGAAGAACACCAGCCGGAGAUGGUCACCACACCCCUCUUGGUGGACAUAGAGGACAUGCCCAGCCACCCUGUCUUGCAGGUGCUGUGCAAGGUCCUCUGGAUGGUGCUGCCCAUCACUGGCCUCGUCCUGGGAGCAGUCUACUUGGACCAAUGCCCACGGCAGCCACUCCUUCCCAUCUACCUGAUCAUCCUGGGCACUCUGACUGUCCUCCAAAUCCUCCUUGGCUCCCUCCCCUGUGGGGCCGGCACUGUGUGGCAAAGGAUCUUGAUCUUCCCUCUGCAGAUUACCUGCUUCCUCUUCUUCUUCGCCUGGUUCCUUGCGGGCAGCGUGUGGGUCUACUCAAUCUAUCCUCCAGACUACGAAGCAGUGGGAAGCCAGAGCUUCUGCCAGCGCACCCUCUUCCUCUUUGCCUUUGGCGUCACCACCGCCCUCCAUGUUGUCCUGGGAAUGGCCUUCCUCUUUUCCCUCUGCAUCCUGGCCACUUUCUUCAUCCUUGGUGUCUCCCUACCCAACAGCUGGAGUGGAGACUGAGGGGACUCAUAGCUGCAGCUGUAGUGUUGCACCUGCAUUUUGGGGUGGGUUGUUGCGAGACUCUUUUACUGUUGGUGCCCUUAGACCGCUUUGUGAAUAAAGUGACUGCCUCU
This is a messenger RNA of Sceloporus undulatus (fence lizard), 2497 nucleotides long. RefSeq names its product transmembrane protein 272-like. The transcript is spliced from 4 exons. The record is from RefSeq and is a predicted model, not a curated record. Bases 1770 to 2384 code for a protein of 204 amino acids. NCBI's taxonomy places the organism in Eukaryota, Metazoa, Chordata, Lepidosauria, Squamata, Phrynosomatidae.